AGACUCGAUCGAUAGACCAGUAUCUGUAUCUCGAAAUUUUAUUAUUUUCCUAUUCAACAUUAAAACAAAGAAACCAAUUUCAUAUUUAUUUGCAUUGUAAGUAUAAAAAUAAUGGAUAAUAUACAAUGUAAUAUUAAUUAAGACAUCUAAUUACAAAAGUGGAGAAGAAAAUGAGUGAUUCUGCAGAUGAGGAUCUAAAUGCUCCACCAUUGAAGAAAGCUAGAUAUGAAUGGCAGGUCAAAGGCUCAAGAGGUCAUCAUAAAAGAACUUCUGAAAAAUCUCAUGAAAAUGGUAAAUCAAGUCCAAAUAAUGAAAGUGAUUUGACUUUAGAUUCAGUACCAAAAGAAAACCAAGAUUUGUCAAAUGGACAUGGGGUAUUAUUAAGAGAAGACGAAUGCACACCUGAACCUUUGCCAAUAUCGAACACUAUUGAAAACACAGAAUUAAUACUUGAUACUGUCACCAAAUUUGUUAAUGGCCAGACAAAAAAAAUUGUUCAAGAUAAAUUAAAUCUACAAAAUUUGAUUAAGGAUAAAUAUAGUGAUGAUAGUGAUAACUGCCAACCACAUACACAAACAUAUGCACCGUGUGAUGCACAGAAUGUGGGAGAAAUUUCCACAGAUACGGAUCUAAUUCCUAGUGAGAAUGGUUAUCAAUUAAAUCGUAAUGUUUCAGAAACAAACAGUGAAGCCUCUAACAUCAAUAAUAACCUAACGACAACAAAUGCCAACCGACCCCCACAAAGUCUAGACUACAUAACAAGAUGGCAGAGUCAGCAAAAAGCAAAAGCCAUCGUAGAUAAUGCAAUUAAUAUGACUUUAGAGGAAAUGGGUUUAACUCCAAAUCUAGAUCAAAAUUUACCCAUCCUAGAACGGUUGCACGUAGAGGAUGAAAGUAUUAGUGAAGCUAUACGUCAUAGAGGACUUUAUCCACAAGAUAAUGAGGGAGACUCACUACAAGGAACAAUAACUCCUUUAUUACAACAACUGACUCAAGUUUCAGACACAGUAUUUGCUGACAGGCUCAAUAGCAUGAGGUUGUUUAUUACAAUAAGACAGACAAAUAGAAAUUCGGAUGACGAUACUGAUACACCAUUAGAAUGGACUGAUGAACUAGCUAUCCCCACUCUUCAGGCCAGAUCAGAAAGUAGUAUUAAUGCAACUACUCCUAGUGAUAAUUCCACAAAUAUGCCCAACCCCAAUCAGUCAUUUCAGUUGUCUUUGAACUCCAAUCAAACUGUGGCUAAUUCAAACGAUUCUACACUCAAUCAAAGUGAUAGUAAUAAUGAAACAUAUGAUGCUCAUUCCUAUGAGGAAUCAAGUGAUCCUUUAAGUGUUCAGUCAGAAGACAACAGUACUGACUUCGUUAAUGUAGAUAAUGUUGUUAAUAGUACUGCAGCUGAUAAUACUUCAUCUCAACAAUCAGUAGAAGAUAAAACAAGAGAUACUGAUGAGUUGGGGAUGGAUGAUAGUGAUGUAAUGAAUUUUGCUGUAAAUGCUGCUAUAAGUGCUAAAGGUCUAGCAUUAAAAAAUGAGUAAAAUUUUGAGUACGCCUACUAAUUCAGAUUUAUAAUUUUUUCUUCAGGAUUUUGUUCAUAUUUUUAGGUGGAGAAGUAAUGAUUGUCAUAUCUUAAAGGUUGUAGCUGUAACUCAAAUAAUUCAAUAUUGGUCCAUUUCAAUCAAUAUUGAUGUUGUUAUCUUACCAUAUUAUGGACUAAUAUCCAAUAAUUAAGACACAAUGAACAUUUUAAAAUCAGUUCCUGAUGUCGGGUUCUCUAUGGUCUUGAGCGCCAUUUGUAAUGAAAGGACUUGAUCAAAGCAAAACCUUUACUUGCUAUACCACAGGUCAAUGUGGAAGUAAUUACAAAAGCGAGAAAGAAAACAAAUGCCAUAAUUAUGCAGUUUAAUUAAUUUGAAUUUCUUGCCAUCUUUCUGUUAACUACUAUAAGUUAUUGAAUAACUUUACGUGUAUAUUGCUUAACAUAACAACAAUAUUUGAUUUGUUAAGCAAUUUGAAUAUUGUAUAUACGUGGUCCUUUGGGACUAUGUGUAAUACUUAGUAUAGGCUUCAUGUUGUGUGUUUAUUCCAUGCCUGGUGCAGCAUUAUAGAAUAUUUGUAUAUUAUCUAUACCAUACAUGUAUGUGAGAGAUUGUUUUAUUCAUACAGUAAUAAUUACUAUACAUAAAUACUAAAGAGUUUUUGUGCUCACCUAUGAAUUUUUGUACUUCACAUAUGUCCUUGUUUAUUUGGCUUAUUUUGUCAUUUCUUUCUUUUGUACAUGUACAAUGUAUGGCAUGGUGUGGAUUUCAAUUUAUUCUUAAAACAGGGGUGCCAAAGCAAUUUGGAGCAGUCCUUAGGAGUAUCUUUGAAUAUAAUAUAAGAAGGGGCUAAAAAGAAGUGCUUCUAAAGUUAUAAUUUUUCUUUUCCUUUUUGUCUUUCUACAAAUUGGCUUUUUCAGAAUAAAUUUCUUUUUCAUAGACAAAAGGGCUGGUGCCCCCUUGCUUCCGGCACCACUGUUCAUAACAUCAUAUAAAAAAUUUCACUUCCAAAGGAGCACUUAAAUUUUAGUUCAAGGAUUAAAAUACUCUGAACAAAUGAUAUAUAUUCUGAUAUAUAUGAAGGUAAAUCAAAUUUGUAUAUAAGAAAGGGUUUCAGGUGGUAGAUAUUUAUAUUCUUAUUUAAUUAAAUAAAUUUAAGCAAAAUCUUAAUGCACAUUGUACCCUUAAUUUUGGGAAGAUUGAGACUAGAGCCAGAUCCGCUUGAAUGUGGUUGUUUUAUGAUAAAUUUUUAUGCUACCCAGUCAUAGACAUGUAUUUAUUUAUAUUUAAAACAAUACAAACAGUGUAAAUUGUCGCUUUUAUUGCAGUUAAUAGAAAAAGACAUGGGCAAAACCAUUUUCCAUAAUAUACUAAUACCUGUAUGUUGUAUUUUUCUCUUUUCUUUAUGUAACAUAUUAAAUGUAUGAAUUUUAAUACAAUUUCCAAUGUA
Patella vulgata (common limpet) is the source of this 2988-nucleotide messenger RNA. Its product is annotated as signal transducer and activator of transcription B. The record is from RefSeq and is a predicted model, not a curated record. Lineage: Eukaryota; Metazoa; Mollusca; Gastropoda; Patellidae. Bases 171 to 1538 code for a protein of 455 amino acids. The transcript is spliced from 2 exons.